This is a messenger RNA of Electrophorus electricus (electric eel), 4494 nucleotides long. RefSeq names its product pyruvate dehydrogenase phosphatase catalytic subunit 1 (gene pdp1). Gene Ontology annotation, biological process: protein dephosphorylation. NCBI's taxonomy places the organism in Eukaryota, Metazoa, Chordata, Actinopteri, Gymnotiformes, Gymnotidae. Gene Ontology annotation, cellular component: mitochondrion. Gene Ontology annotation, molecular function: [pyruvate dehydrogenase (acetyl-transferring)]-phosphatase activity; cation binding. The record is from RefSeq and is a predicted model, not a curated record.
CGCUGGGUGCUGGUCACUGUGCGUACAAGGUCAAACUCAGUUGUGCGCAAAAUAAACGCUUUCCGAACGACGAGGGUUUAACGUUGCCUGGGUCAGCAGUAGUCCCUCAGUAAUACGCGCUAGCUAGCGAGACAGUUAUGCUACCUGGCUACGUGUAUGGCUUUCUGUCCGACGGCUUGAAUGUUCUGGAGCCUGGGAAAGUAGCGUAGCUAUUCAGGGUGCGGAUCAGCUGGCUAGCUAUCUGCAUGUCCCAGUUUCAAAUGUAAAUGUUGAAUCCAUAUGGCAGCUUGUUGCCUGCGAUUACUGCUAGCAGUCAACGAAUGGAUGGCUCUGUACCUGUAGCAAGCGCGCAGGAGAACUUUCCGACGAAUCCGAGGAGCUCCGUUAGCUAGCAAGAGUUAGCUUGAGUAUUUGUUAGAGUAUUUGUGCUUGGGGCGUUAGUCAGCUAGCCACAAAAAACCCCACAAAAGUAUAGUCAGCUUCUCUUCUUUUUUCACAUUUUCUUUGUUUAACGUUAAUCUGCAACGUACUGAUGUAUCAGUUUAUACUGAUAUAAGCGAGCUAACGUCUCACUCAUUUCAUAACAGCAAUAUUCUGCAAGCUCGUCAACUGAAUUUAGCAAGGUUCCCUGACGGAGUCGAGAGGCACAUAAGGCUUGCAUUCCCAUGGCUGCAGCCUCCCAGCUCUUCCAGGUGAUCCGUGGCAUGGAGCUCGCUCGAAUUUGGCCACGUGCCAGAUUUUUGUGCCAAACCUGCUGCCAGUUCAGUCACCCGUGUGAUGCGAACUCUGGACCAAAGCAGCACACGUGGCGGGGGUACCGGACCUCGCAGGCAUGGCACACCUACUACCUGACACCCCCGCAGGUGAACAGCAUCCUGAAGGCCAAUGAGUACAGCUUCAAGGUGCCAGAGUUCGACGGCAAGAACUUGAGCUCGGUCAUGGGUUUCGACAGCAACCAGCUCCCAGCCAAUGCGCCCAUCGAGGACCGGCGGAGCGCGGCCACCUGCCUGCAGACGCGGGGCAUGCUCUUUGGCGUGUUUGACGGCCACGCCGGUUGUGCCUGCGCCCAGGCACUCAGCGAGAGGCUCUUCUACUACACUGCCGUGGCAAUGCUGCAGCAUGAGACUCUGGCGGAGCUGGAGAGUGCGGUGGAGGCGGGGCGGCCCGUGCAGCCCGUGCUGCAGUGGCACAAGCACCCCAAUGACUACUUCAGUCGCGAGGCCUCGCGCCUCUACUUCAGCAGCCUACGCACAUACUGGCAGGAGCUGCUGGACCUGAGCACGCCGGGCGAGGGGCCGGACACCGCUGAGGCCCUGCUCAGCGCCUUCAAGCGGCUGGACAGCGACAUCUCGCUGGAGGCGCAGGUGGGUGACCCCAACUCCUUCCUGCACUACUGGGUGCUGCGUGUGGCGUUCUCCGGGGCAACGGCGUGCAUGGCGCAUGUGGACGGUGCCGAGCUGCACGUGGCCAACACGGGCGACUGCCGGGCGGUCCUGGGCAUCCAGGAGCCUGACGGCUCCUUCUCAGCGCUGACGCUCUCCAACGACCACAACGCGCAGAACGAGGAGGAGGUGCGGCGCGUGCGGGCGGAGCACCCACCCUCUGAGGCGCGCACGGUUGUGAAGCAGGAGCGCCUCCUGGGCCUGCUCAUGCCCUUCCGCGCCUUCGGGGACGUCAAGUUCAAAUGGAGCAUCGACCUGCAGCGGCGCGUGCUGGAGUCCGGCCCCGACCAGCUGCACAACAAUGAGCACGCCAAGUUCGUCCCGCCCAACUUCCACACGCCCCCGUACCUGACAGCAGAGCCUGAGGUGCGGCGGCACCGGCUACGGCCACAGGACCGCUUCCUCGUUCUGGCCUCCGACGGCCUGUGGGAGACACUGCACCGGCAGGAGGUGGUGCGCAUCGUGGGUGAGCACCUAACCGGCGUGCACCAGCAGCAACCCGUCAGCGUGGGCGGCUACAGGGUCACCCUGGGCCAGAUGCAGGGGCUGCUCCAGGAGCGCAAGGCGCGCAUCUCCUCCACGUUCGAGGACCAGAACGCCGCCACGCACCUUAUCCGUCAUGCUGUCGGCAGCAACGAGUUUGGUGCCGUGGACCAUGAGAGGCUGUCCAAGAUGCUCAGCCUGCCCGAGGAACUGGCGCGCAUGUACCGCGAUGACAUCACAGUUAUUAUAGUGCAGUUCAACCCACAUGUGAUCGGGGCGCAAUAGACCCGAGUACACUGCGUUAGCGGCUUUGCACACACCACACAGCCAUGUCCGACGCCCAUGUAGGGCAUUCCCACAGUCACGCCACUGGCACACCUACUGACAAUCAAAUCAGCAUGCCAGCCCAUUUGUACUUGAGUCUGCAUACUAGUUAUGGUUCUGUGUGUGCGCACACGCGUGUGUGUGUGCUCAUUGCGAUAGUUGAGGGAAGGGCGUAAAGGCAGAGACUGAAACUGGAUUUGAAUUGCUUCACAGAUGCAGCUGUCUCACUGAUGUUUUCUGCAUCUCCUUGGAUGCUCGUGGUUAGUUUACAGUGUUGAAUGAAAUGUAUGGCUGGGGUUUUUUUCAUUAUAGCCUGUGUUGCCCAAUGAAUAGUCAUGUGUCAGAACUACACUGCAGUAUGUGCUGGAGCUGCCCAGAACUGGCCUUCUUUUUGCUAAUUGGCUAACAUCUAAAAUUGUUUACAGUGUUGAAUUUUACACAACUGUAAAUGGUCACAUUAACCAGCAUCUUUAUUCAUAUUUAAGAUCAUUUGACCAUGGGUCAUAGGGUGUUUUUAAGGUCAUUCAUUCACUUUCCUCACAGCCUUAUUGUAGUUUACAACUCCAGCACACCUGCUGAAAGUGACUGUUCAGUCAAGCAAAUUUAGGACUGAUGAGAUUGUUGGAACAGUAUUUUCAGUUAGAGUCUAUAUUUUCAUUUGAAUACAUGUAUUUUUAUUUUUAGAGCCUAUAUUUUAAUUCAUGAAGAUAUUUCAGUUGGUAGUAUAGUCAGUAAAGAGAAUUUCAGGUUUCAGAGGGGUUUCAGAAGAAUGCUGAGUGUGUUGGUGUGUGUGCAUCUUGGACAUGUGGUUAUAUUUAGAAACGUCUAACGGAAACUGCACAGUAUGGAUGCUUUUACUGUUACAGAUGAACCUGCAGAGUUAACCUAUAGCCAAAGAUUUGUCUUAAUGGUGUUAAAUCUCUUCUGGAUGGUCACAUAAAACAUAUUGACACAAGUAGUUGGAUUUUAGGAGCUGAAUUUACAAAAACCGCUAGAUCACAGAAAAUAAUAUAAUGCGGUGGUGUACAUGACAAUAUCUUUAUGACUUGAACUCGUAUAUUUUAACAGUUAACUGUAUUAACGUAGUGGUGGGCUGCACUCUUGGGGGUAAAAGUCAGAUUUUCAAGCUCCUCACUAGGAAUGGUAGCACCGCUGUCCCUUUGACCUAAACGUCGUGACUCCUUUGGAAAUGUGCCCACAGUGCUGACAUGUUACUUUGGAUUGGCCCUACACAUGUGGAGUAGCAGAUGGGGAGUGUGUGCGUGCAGUAAAAUGUCCAUGACUUUGGACCUUUUUUUGUUGUUGUUGUUGUUUUUUGUGACUGAUGAGAAUAAUUCUGCAAGUCUGUUAACUUGUUCUCUAUGAGGCUGUUUGACAGGCAUUUACGAGUCCUACUAGUGCAGACACAGAGGGGAGCUGUGUCUCUCUUGCGGUGUGUAGGCCUACUCUGCGUGAGGCACCGCUGAAGGUCUCAAGCAUGUCUGCAUCGUGCUUUCAGUUCAGUUCUGAAAUAAAUCAGAUGGUUUGAUGGAUGGGUUCUCAUGAAUGUCUGUAAUGGCAAUGUGUCUUCCAGCCAUGCCUGUUUGUUGUAGCCUGAGGGGGAGUGGCCUUGAAUUUCAGCUGGUAGUAUAAGCCUUGCCAUUCUGCAGUAAGCACACAGUUCCAAUAUAAGUUGAACCGCUUUAAUUGACUACAAAUGUCUUGGCAAAUAUGUGGUUUUCCACGACAUGAAGGAUGCAAAAGGUCAGACUGGUGGUUGGAGGUAAAUAUUUAACAAGGAGGAAGUGGAAACUUGAUAUAUAACUUUUUUUUUUUUUUUAAUAUAUUUUAAAAUUCAUUUGCAUGACUUUACUGGUCAUGUCCUACUACAUCCAUUACUGCAAAUUUGGAGCUAGACAUGGGUAAAUAAGGCAAAGAUUCAUGUACACAAACAGAAUAUUUCUUGUGUGUGUCUGUGUCUGUCCCCUCUUAUGGAUUUGCUGAGCAUAUUUACCUUGUAAACAGUACUAGUUGAGGCUGUUUGAGAAGCAGUUACUAAAGAACGUGUACAUAGUUAUAUUUAUCAUAAACAGUGCUUAAUACUUGAAGGUCAUUUAUUCACCUUUAAUGAGUUUGAAGUGUUGAAUAUAAAAUAUUUACUUGCAACUGGUAUAUUUAACAUUAUUCCCAUAUGUACUAGUGUAUGAAUGUGUUUGGGAACUCUUGUAUUUUGUAUAAAAGUUUUAAUAAAACAAAUGUCAUGGUC